Nothobranchius furzeri (turquoise killifish) is the source of this 1655-nucleotide messenger RNA. RefSeq names its product protein NATD1 (gene natd1). The record is from RefSeq and is a predicted model, not a curated record. Lineage: Eukaryota; Metazoa; Chordata; Actinopteri; Cyprinodontiformes; Nothobranchiidae.
ACUGAUUGGCUGACCGUCACGUGACCUCACAGCUGAUUCGGUUGGAUGAAAUGUUUUGCUCUUCACCAUCCUCAUCUCUCAUGUAGCCAUUUCUGGUUAGCAGCGUCUAACCAACACCGACACCUCUGCAAUGGCACAAGCCAAUGCCUUUGAUGCGAGCAGCCCUCAGAUCCAGGUGGAACACGACAAAAAGCGUCGGCAGUUCGUUAUUCGGCUCAACGGAUCACAUGAUCGGGCUGUUCUUCUGUAUGAAUAUGUUGGGAAGAAGAUGGUGGACCUGCAACACACAGAAGUUCCUGAUGCUUAUAGAGGCAGGGGAAUUGCAAAACACCUGGCCAAGGCAGCCAUGGAUUUCGUGGUGGAGGAGGACCUGAAGGCACACUUGACCUGCUGGUACAUUCAGAAAUACGUCAAAGAGAAUCCUCAGCCUCAGUACUUUGAACACAUCUAUCAAUGACCCCCACACAGUGCUUACAACAGACUCUCAAGGGUGAAAAAUCCACGUGGCAGCAAGCUUCGGAGUUGCGGAAUGAAACACAACAUGAACCUCCUAAGCACUGUUAAACUCAACAAAGAGAAUCCAGGUGACUGGACUCCAGAGCAGGAGCUGAUCAUUAUUUAUAAACAAGGGCAAGACCGCGUACAGGAAGUGGGUCAACCGGUGUCCAAGCAGCCAAAAUGUGAUGCCUGAAAGCUUCGAGGUGGAUUUUCAUCACUGGCAUGAAGCAAACAUGUAAACAAGAGCAGGUCUUACGGUGUGUUGAUCUGUUUUAUCUGGUGGUUCCACUUAACUCUCAGAUGAUCCUAACUUUUAUAUUUCAUGUCCUUUUUGGAUUUUUUUUUUAUUAGAAAAUAUUCUCUUUUGGUUGAGCUAAAAUCUAGUGACAUAGAAGAAAUACAUCAUGAAAUCCCUUUAUACUUACCAACAUUUAAUGAUUUUUCUUAACUUUAAAACAUUUACUAUCCCAAAGUCUCAGCUGGUUAUAUUAGCAGUUCAUUUUUAAGGUCCUGAAUUAAUUCAUUGGUUAAUUAAAGAUGCUUGAUUUGUAAAAACCAGGUGUGACUGACAGACCUGAGGAUGUCCGUUUCUUUAGUGUUGAUGUUGGAGACAGGCAUCUGUGCAGCUCAUUACAGCAGUGUGGUUUUAAAUCAGCAUUCAAAUCCAGGGCAGGGAAGGGGGUUUUAGUCUUUAUUUCAGAAAAAUACUUUUCUUUUUUCAUUGAAACCAUUUCUGCUCUAACAGGGAUUUAAAAGGAUUAAAAAAACUGAUGUCAAAGGAAUACUUGACAAACAUGGAAAAAUGGCUGCAGACAAUCUUAAGUGUUGGGCAGAAAAAAUACCUCAGGCUGCUCAACACACUCGUACUGAGAAUUGCAAUAAGUCCUCUUGGAAAAACUUCUUUGGGUGGUAAAUGCCUUGAAAUGGGCUAAGGCAUUAUGUCUUUAGGAUGUGGGGUUCUUUUUGUUGUUUGUUUUUUAGAUGUUUUUCUUCUAUUUGUUUUGUUAAAAAGUAAAAUGCCUGAUUUAUGUUUAGAGCAAGUGGCUCUGUCUAUAAAUGUGUCAAAAUAUUCUCGUUACUGUUUUAUACUUGAUAUUGUUUCGUUUCUGUCUACUUGUUCUUAAUAAAUAAAGCUUGUCAUUCAGUUAUUUAUGCUA